AAGGGCUGACCUCUCCGGUUAACCAAGCAAGCCUGGACAAAGAUUGCAGAGGAUGCCUCCAGUUGUGGGGUCAUCUGAAGAACCUAUCCACAGUGGCACAAGUGCAACAAUGUCUUUCUAAGCUCCCCCAGGAUAUUGCUAUGUGGAAACUUGUCAGCAAUGACUGAUGUUGAAACCUCGUAUGCAGACUUCAUUGCUUCAGGACGGACAGGCCGGAGAAAUGCACUACACGACAUCCUGGGUUCUCCAUCAGGUGUAAACACAAGCGACUUAAGCCUUAAAUUAGCAGAGUUGAAUAUUGACAAAAAAGAAGGGGAUGCUGAAAAGGAAACACAGGCUUCAACAAACCAACCUUCUGGAUCUCAGGAGGCACAAGAAAAGAGAGAAAGUUAAUCUGUCAGAAACCUCUUGAACUUGCUGGUACUGCUCACUAGCUUUUGUGUUUCCGAAAGUCAUCAGAGGCUGUAAACAGAGGAAAGAGAAAUUGAAACAUGAGUUCCUUAGAAGACUGGCACUCAGGAAAUGGACUCUUUAUAUCUUGGACUGAAUAUAUCACAACAUACAAAAUGGACUCUACCUUCUUUCUCAAUGGCUGAAGAGUUGCUGAAUUGAAUUAUGAAAGAAAAUGUGAUUUAUGGGUCAGUUACAUCCAAAAUUAGCUUUAGAAGGAUGAUAGAAACAGAUCAAGUAUCUGCUCUAAUUGUCAGACUUUAGUGUGUCAAUAUGUGUCAAUAUCCAAGACAGAGGAUCCUAUUGCAUUUACGAAAAAAGGUUCAGUGAUCCAUGGAGGACUAUAGGUGCCCUGACCAAAGCCCUAAAGUCAGGAAUCCUGAAAUGGUUUUCAUUUGAUUUUUGCAAGUGACCAGAAACAGUGCUUUAUUGAUGCCUGUGAGCACUCAGCACUGUUUACCUGAAUAUGUGUCAACUAGAGAGUGUCUUUGAUCAACUGUAGUGGAAAGGUUAGAACUUCUGUAAUAUAACUGACCUGCUUGGUGCUUGCAGUAGUUGUUUGUAAAGAUUUGCUUUAUAAUAGUUCGUGUUGUAAAGAAUUGUUAUUGGAUUACUGAAAUAUCAAAUUCAUCAAGCAUUUGCAUUAAAUUUCAUGAGGAGUCAGCCUGUGAGCACUUGCACAUCUUUGUAGCUUACAGUUACUAUAAUUUGAUUCAGUUUAGCUCUGUUACAAGCUCAGCAUUUCCAGAGACACAGAUACCCACUGCAGUUUAUUCAAUUUAAUAUAAUUGUUUAUUAACCUGUAAAAUAUUUAUUCUUUAUCAGCACCAAAGUUGGCGGUGAGACAAAAGUUGUAGUGAAAGAACUGACCAUUAUCCGUGAUUUUUUUUAGUCAUAACCAAUUCAAAUAUUAAAAAUGUUACGAACUUGUAACCUGAAGCAUUUGCAAGUGUAUUUACAAUUAUUUAAAUUUCAUAGGAUUAACCCUUUUUAUUGACAUAAAUCAAUAUGUGCUUUUUAUGGAAUGCCUCCCAACAAUAUAAUCCUACAUUUAAAUUGUGCUAUUUUCAUCUUUGGUCAAUCAAUAUAAAUUGUCAUCCUAGUCACAUCCUAUCAGUGAAUAAAUAAAUCUAUUCAAGACAGCAUUUUAACCAAAUUCCUAUUAUUUCUAUUCCUAAUCUUGCUGCAAAAUUAUGAACUUUUCACUGAAUCAGUAGUCACUGAAAGGUUAAGUAAAUAUGUUGCUCUUCCAGCAAAUUUACAAUAAAAAAACCAGAUCAAUUUUCCAGACUUAGUUGAUACUGAACUUUUUCCUGGACCUAAGUAAACGUUGUGUACUUUUGGAGCUUUGUAAACCUUUGAUACACUUUCUGUAUUUUUUUUAUAUCUAUCAACCAUUUGAGAUUCUAAAAGAUAAUUUUACUCAAGUAUUGGUAAAGAUUAACCACUUUACUGUUUCCAGUAUCAGUUAAUCUUGCUGUUUUAUUGUGAAAUUGAGUAUGAUGCACAGUAUUAAUUGUUCUAAUAACAUUUCUAAUUAUUGAUCAGUUUCAAAAUCCAGUAGCCAACUAUGCUAGUAUCCAUGGAAUAAAUAAAGCUUUACACUGUUACCUAAAUAACCAUGAUUAAACUGUUAAGAGGAA
Carcharodon carcharias (great white shark) is the source of this 2093-nucleotide messenger RNA. RefSeq names its product cAMP-dependent protein kinase inhibitor alpha (gene pkia). Gene Ontology annotation, cellular component: cytoplasm; nucleus. The transcript has 3 exons. Gene Ontology annotation, biological process: negative regulation of cAMP-dependent protein kinase activity. The record is from RefSeq and is a predicted model, not a curated record. Lineage: Eukaryota; Metazoa; Chordata; Chondrichthyes; Lamniformes; Lamnidae. Gene Ontology annotation, molecular function: cAMP-dependent protein kinase inhibitor activity. Bases 160 to 393 code for a protein of 77 amino acids.